AUGAUCUGGACACGCGACGGCGAGCAGGCGCUGAUGCAGGCGCGCGCCGACAAGAAGGCGAUGGCGGACACCAACAACAAGUUCCUGGAGCUGCUCAACACGCUCAUCGACCAGACGACGCGCGACCUCACGCGCAUCGAGCGCACCAAGUUCGAGACGCUCAUCACCAUCCACGUGCACCAGCGCGACAUCUUCGACAUCCUGUGCCGUCUGAACGUGCGCCACGUGACGGACUUCGAGUGGCUGAAGCAGUGCCGCUUCUACUUCAAAGAGGACGUGGACAAGACGCUCAUUGCCAUCACCGACGUCACCUUCGCUUACCAGAACGAGUUCCUGGGCUGCACCGAGCGCCUGGUCAUCACCCCGCUCACCGACAGGUGCUACAUCACCCUGGCGCAGGCUUUGGCCAUGUCAAUGGGCGGCGCACCUUGCGGGCCAGCUGGCACAGGCAAAACGGAGACGGUGAAAGAUAUGGGCAAGACUCUGGCCAAGUACGUCGUCGUCUUCAACUGCUCCGACCAAAUGGACUUCCGCGGCCUCGGCCGCAUCUACAAAGGUCUGGCUCAGUCUGGGACGUGGGGCUGCUUCGACGAGUUCAACCGUAUAGAGCUUCCCGUGCUGUCCGUGGCCGCCCAGCAAGUGGCUGUAGUGCUUGCUUCUAAAAAGGAAAAGAAAAAACAGUUCGUUUUCACCGAUGGAGACACCGUCGACAUGUGCCCGGAAUUUGGAAUCUUUAUUACGAUGAAUCCUGGCUACGCUGGAAGGAAAGAGCUCCCCGAAAACUUAAAAAUACAGUUCCGCACAGUUGCUAUGAUGGUCCCUGACAGACAAAUCAUUAUCCGUGUGAAACUCGCCAGCUGUGGCUUCCUAGAAAACAUCACCCUCGCGCGAAAAUUCUAUACAUUGUAUAAACUUUGUGAAGAGCAGCUUACAAAACAGGACGAGCCGCUGUUUAUCUCUCUAGUUGCCGACCUGUUCCCCAACCAGGCGCUGGAGAAGACUAGCUACCCUCAGCUCGAGCAGGCCAUUCAGGACGUGGUGGAGGAGAAGGGACUCAUAUUCCACCCGCCCUGGGUGCUCAAGCUCAUCCAGCUGUACGAGACGCAGCGCGUGCGGCACGGCAUCAUGACGCUGGGGCCCGCGGGCGCCGGCAAGACCAAGUGCAUCCACACGCUCAUGCGCGCGCUCACGAGAGAUGCGCAUGAACCCGAAGGCCAUCACAGCGUCGCAGAUGUUUGGGAGGCUGGAUGUGGCUACCAACGACUGGACGGAUGGAAUAUUUUCCGCGUUGUGGAGGAAAACUCUGAAACUCAAGAAAGCAUCUGGAUCGAGAACCUCAACUCGGUGCUGGACGACAACAAGACGCUGACGCUGGCCAACGGCGACCGCCUGGGCAUGGCGGCCACCUGCAAGAUCAUCUUCGAGCCGCACAACAUCGACAACGCCUCCCCCGCCACCGUCUCGCGCAACGGCAUGGUCUACAUGAGCUCCUCGGGGCUCGAGUGGGAUCCCGUG
Molecule: messenger RNA, 1515 nt
Organism: Gryllus bimaculatus (two-spotted cricket)
Lineage: Eukaryota; Metazoa; Arthropoda; Insecta; Orthoptera; Gryllidae
Source: the annotation of a GenBank genome assembly